Molecule: messenger RNA, 3921 nt
Organism: Amphimedon queenslandica
Lineage: Eukaryota; Metazoa; Porifera; Demospongiae; Haplosclerida; Niphatidae
Product: condensin-2 complex subunit G2-like
Exons: 20
Coding region: 15-3707 (1230 amino acids)
Biological process (GO): mitotic sister chromatid segregation
Cellular component (GO): nucleus; condensin complex
Source: RefSeq, a predicted model, not a curated record
CGCAUGCACAGGAAAUGGGCAAUAAUAAAAUGGCGGGUAAGAAGGAUGACAUUUUAAAAUCCAUUUCAAAUGCUUCAAAAGACCCCUCACCUUUUCUUUCUUUGUACAGAAGCAGUAUAAAACCCAGUCGAUCAAAAUCAAUCUCAAUAAAAGAAUUUCUACAAUCUCUUCCUUCAAACGACAGAGAACUUGUAUGGGACUCACUCCUAAAGCUAUGUAGUGAUACUAUGGAUAAAGUAGCCAUUAACGAGGGCGAUGGAGAGGAGGAUAGUGAUACAUUAGUAGCUGUUGAGGGAAGCUUAAGUGAGAUAGUGGCUACAUUUGAAGGGAUCGUCCAUUGGGUAUAUUCUUAUAUAACGAAUGAGGAGUCCCCUGUAGUUAGUGACCUUCUAUUGGAAUUGGCAGUAAAUUUACAUAGUUUCAUGUUGACAUUUAGUGAAGAGUAUUUCAAACUAACGGACUCCAUUUCUCUGAUGUGUGAGACGUGGUGGAAUAAAGACCUUCGAAUGAAAGAGCUCCUAGUCACUAAUACGAUACUAUUCAUAUUAGCCAAAGCACACAACAGCACCAAGGUGGUUGAUUUGAAGAGGUUGUGGUCUGUACGUGAGUCUUUCUUCCUCUUGGAUUUUGAGGAUGAAAGUGCUGACUCUAUCAAAGAGCUACUACUGAAAACGUUAAUCUCUCCUUUCUUUUUGAAAUCACCAGAGGGUGUCAAAUUCAUUAGCUACACAUUUACUUUUGACAUUCAAUUCACCGAUGUCAUUCACAGUGUCAUCAAAUCAAUGUUACCAGAUGCACCAAAGUGGGUGGUUGAGGCGUAUGGUAAAGUUUAUUUUAGAGCUUGGAGGAUCUCUUCAGGGAGUCUCCUUCACCACAUUGAGACUCAUUACUUACAAGACCUCAUCCAUUUGUGUAUACAUGCACCAAGGAAAGGAGGAGGAGGGAGAUCACCUUUUCUUACACUGAGAAGAUUAUUGAACCAGUUCCAUUCAGAGAUCACUCAGAGAUCAGUGCAGGAGGUGCUCUAUCGUUUGUAUAAGCCGCUCCUCUGGCGCUCACUGAGAGUAGCAUCACCUGAUGUGAGGGCUAAUGCUCUUACACUGAUGCUUGACGGGUUCCCUCUGUACGACCCGAACUAUACCAAACCUGAGAUUGACGAGGAGAUACAGAGACAGUUCAAUUUAAUGAAAGAGCUACUAAUGGAUCAGUCAGUAGUUGUAAGAACCAGCUGUGUAUCUGGAGUGUGUCACGUGCUGUCUUAUUACUGGGAGAUGAUACCUGCCCCUGUCAUUAGUGAUAUAAUUAGAAUCAUCAUACAUCAAUUAGCUUUUGAUACUACCUCUAGUGAUGUAAGGAUUGCUGUACUGCAGGGCGUAGGUGUGGUUCUAGAUCAGAGAUUAAGUCACCGAUUCCUUAAGGAGUUCCUCCCAGUAUUAAAGGCUCAUCUUCACGAUCGGUCCGAGAGGGUUAGAAUCGCAUUUCUUGAUCUGUUGAUUUUAAUCAAAGGAUUGAGAGCCAUCAAAUUUUGGACCAUAUGCAGUAUCGAUCAACUACUAGCUUGUAUUGAAACUGGGAGUGCCCCUGUGAUUAAGAGGACUAUUAGUUUGCUAAUGGACACAUUCAAACCAAAAUCAUCGUCAUCUCUUGCUGCACUCAAUCGCUGUGUUGUACUAGUACGAUCAAACCCACUCUCUUUUAGACGGUUUUAUUUUGAGGCAUUGAACUAUAUGACAGCAAAAGAUAUAGAAAGUUUCAUGACAUCUCUAUUGAAAUACAUCGGAACUAAUAUUGAUGGAAGUGACUUGACUAAUGCCAACAAGAGUAGAGCCAGACAAGACAGGGAAAAGAAGAGACCAGAAACCAACCAUGUUACUCUCAAUGGAGUCAGCAAAGCACAUCAAACUGAUAGCAAUGACGUUGAAACAGAGUGUAGCGGUCAUGAAAGUGACCUUUGUGUAGCCGAAGUGAGUCAUCCUUUGUGUGAUAAGGAGGUUCUCGUAUCACUGCUGGAAGUGGUAGUUAUUUUAAUGGAGGGACUAAGAUUAAAGGAAAAGGAUGCAAAGGAUUUUAAAGUGAUCCCGGAAGUAAAGAGUUUAUUUCCAAAAUUAUUUGAAUAUUUUAAGGAUACUCGUGGUUGUCAUUCAGUAUAUCUCAUUGGGUCUCUACUGCCUAAAUCAGUCAUUGGAUCUUUAAAGAUAAAGACUCUUUGUGACAUCCUUGCAUCAUCAGAGGCCAAUGAAGACCCUCUGGCAUUACUAGUGACACUGAGUAGGUUUGAACAGGAAGUUCCUGUAUUGGAACUGGUCAGACGAGGUUUAGAAACUGGUUUGCAUAGAGACGGAGGAGGGAAAGAGAAUGUGAGUGAGACUAUUGGAGGAGAAAGGAGGAGCAGGAGGAGCAGGAGGAAAAAAGGAAGAGAUAAGGACGGAGUGAGUGAUUAUGAUGGAGUUAUUCCUUCUCCUAGUGUGGCAUUGAGGAUACUCAAUCAUUUAAUGACUCAUCCUGCUUUAUAUAGUAAAGUGAAGGAUUUAUCUCAUUUCUGGGAGCUCAUUCCUUUAUUACAAACUACUUUUGGACACAUUGAGGAUCAGCUAACAGCAAUAGAUACUGCUGCCUCUAGUACUGAGAGGUUUCUUGUUGAAUCAGUUGGCACUUACAUCCGUAUGACAGCACACAGUAUGACUGAGCAUAAGUCUGAUGAUAAGGAAGAGUUUCACAAGCAACUAGAAGAAGUCCUGCUUUGGUAUGAGGAGAAGGUCAUUCCACUUUUAUCUACUUCAUCAGAGAAGUGGCAGCAAAUAUUGAAAAAUAACAAAACAAGAAAGAGAAGAUGGAUCAGUCAAUCGGAUGAAGAUGGUGUCCUCAAUAGCAGUACACCUCAUGCUUACCUCAUACACUCACUGAUUGAGGCCCUACUGACUGUUCUAUCAGAUAUGCUAAUGUGUGGUCUAAUAGGUGAAUCAAUGGAUGUCAGUGUGUCACAGUCUGCCAUUAAGAUAAUAGACAGUGGUGGGCUAAUAUCAUUUGGUCAUUCGUUAUCAGUAGUGUUAUAUCAACUCGUUGAGGUUGGGAGUUACUCAGAAGUGGGUAGCAUCAUAUCUCCUUCCUCUUUACUCACCCCAUCAAUGCUUCUUGACAAAAUAUUAUCUGAACUGAGGCUUAUUGCUAACGAUCAGCCUGAAGCAUUUAAAAAAUUAUGGUCACACUUUAAACCAGUUCUUAGCAGAGCCAUUCUCAUGUCAGUGUAUCACCAGUUACUGAUAGUCUCUCUCUCCUCCUUCCCUAUCUUUACAUCACUUGCUAAAGCUACCCUCUCAGCUCAUGUGGAGCAGCUAAGACUAAACACAUCAAUGUCUAUACCAACUGACAUCAGUGAACUACCUCAUUACACAUCACUCCUGGUUGAUUCUGCUUGUAGGACUACACCUAGUGGAAGGCUGUUUGUUUCUCAUUUGGUCUAUGAUGUAGAAGGAAUUGAUCUUCUCACUGAUUCACCUGAGUGUCUUUUCUCUGCUCUCCAUAUUGCCAGCUCCCUCACUAAUAAAUCUCCUCUUAAUGAAGAGCUCCUCCGGCUAGUGGAUACCUGUUUGAUUGCUUCUAAAACCAGUAUGACCAGUAGUAGUCUCACUGAGCCAGAAUAUCCUGACGUAAUCAGAAAUAUCCAAGAACUAGCAUUGUCAGUUCAACAUCGCUUACUGAAAACUUAAUCGAACGAAACUUCGCAUUAUUAUAAACGAUUUUAUAUGUUAUCUUGAUAUUAUUUUUUCAUCUCAUCCAUAACAAAGCAUUUAUUAGUGCUGAUGGACAUUUAAGCUCUUUUUAUCAGUUAUUUUUAUCAUUAUACCAUGCACCAUCUAGUCUUUAUUAAGCCCUUACUAUCAAACUGAUACAGUAAUUACAGUUAUGUCAUUUAUUAUUUCA